AAGCUGUUAAUUAUCAAGACCCCACGCCAAUUCCCUGGGAAAGCCUGGCUUCACUAUGACAUUGCCUUUUGUAGGGAUGCAGCAGUAUCUGGUCUGACAGAUUGGUCCCACAUGAAUCUGGAUCUUUACAAUUUUCAUACUCACACUUCAACCAUUCAGUCUGGCUCCUACGCAAAUGUCUCACCACAGCCCUUUUGUUCCUCUGCCAUGUCGUCCAAUCUCUGCCAUUCAUGGAAUGAUGGUUCCUGCUGUUGGCCCUUUGGUCAGUGCCACUACCGUCACUGCUGUGAGGAGUGUGAAGGUGACCACCCCGACAUUAACGUCCUUUUUAGGCAUCCAGGUCACAUAUACUUCAGUUUUUCCCACACAGUGCUAGGAUGGUUUUCGUCUUAUCUUACUGGUCGGAUACAAUCUGUUACUAUUGGUAACACAACAUCUAGCAGUCAGAGAUUAGAAUUUGGAGUUCCGCAAGGUUUGAUGAUUGGCCCCCUCUUGUUUACCCUUCAUACAGCACCUAUUCAAAACAUGAUCUCUGCUCAUAACCUAGAUUGUAUGUUCUACGCAGAUGACUAUCAACUCUACAUAACUAUUGACCCUCUUGAUCAAUGCCCUGCCCUCAACACCCUUCAGAAGUGUAUUAGUGAAGUUAUAGAAUGGAACACCAUCAAUUAGUUAGUGUGCAAUCCUAAUAAAACAGAGGUCUUUAGAUCGCGUUUGUAAUCAUGGUGUCAAACUAGAUAGAGAGCUCAAUCUUAGUCAUCAUGUUAAUGAAACAUUCAAAUAGGCUAUGCUAGUGAUUUGAUUCAUUAGCAGAUUGAGGAAGUAUCUGAGUAAGGAUCACCUUAAGAUAAUGAUCAAUGCUUUUGUUAAGUCAUGCUUGGAUUAUUGUAACAGUUUAUACUGUGGCUUACCAAAUGGAAAUAGACAAGCCACAACGUGUUCAGAACUGUGCCGCACGCUUGGUUUCAGGAACAAGAAGAUCUGACCAUAUAACUCCUGUCAUGAAAGACUUGCACUCGCUUCCUAUUGGCCAUUGACGUACCGAUUUUAAAACACUGCUUUACACAUUUAAAAUUUUAAACGAUUUAGCUCCUUACUAUUUACCUUCACUCCUUCUCAAAUACUAGCUGGCUCAUUUUCCCCGCUCAUCUAAUAGAUUGCCUUUCCAAAUUCCUUCUGUUAAUAAGGUGACUUAUGGACACUGCUCAUUUUCAUAUUAUGCACCGAAAAUCUGUAACAGUCUACCAAAUCAUAUCAAAAACUCUGAAUCUGUUUCUAGUUUUAAGCAACAUUUGACGCAUAAUUACUGUACAUAGUCUCAUUUAGACUUUAUUUACUAUUGUAAGCACAUUGAGAAUUCUUUAAAUGCACCAUAAAAACCUAUUAUUAUAAUUAUUAUUAUUAUUAUUAUUAUAGUCAGUGCUCCCACUCGGCUACCCCAACUUGGAGUAAGCACCAACGGCGUUAACAUGGUGACCAUCCAUCACAGUGGCACUUGUCAAAAGGACCUUGUACAUAGUUUAAAUACAUUAUUCGUCACAAUUGGCUUUGGUUUUACUUCUGAUUGGAUGAAAAGGUGGCGCGAAUCUUUUAAGCCAAUCGCAUCGUGUAGAAAGUGCAAAACCAAUUACUUUUCGACACUCAAAUGAAAACCGCUCUAUUUACUAUUGUAAGCACAUUGAGAAUUCUUUAAAUGCACCAUAAAAACCUAUUAUUAUAAUUAUUAUUAUUAUUAUUAUUAUUAUAUUCAGUGCUCCCACUCGGCUACCCCAACUUGGAGUAAGCACCAACGGCGUUAACAUGGUGACCAUCCAUCACAGUGGCACUUGUCAAAAGGACCUUGUACAUAGUUUAAAUACAUUAUGUCCUCUUCUAUCUGAAGACAGUUUGUUCACCGUUUCUGAUAACGCUUCUCUUUCAUUACUGAUUUACCUGCCAUGUGUCAGUUCACGUCUGUACAUAGUGUAAAUACGUCACAUUCAGUUCAGGCCUCAAAUGAUUUGUUGCCAAUGUCAGUGAAUGCUGCUCUUUCAUUUGAAGUAUUACCUGCCCAGUGCCAGUUAAUGACAGCCUUUUCUCCUGGCUUCAAGUUGUCCUCCUUCCCUCAGUCGGUGCGUCAAGAACUGGUCCCUCCAUCCAGGGUUACCCCAAUCGAUGCCCACAAACUUCAGCAUGAGUUAUGCCUUCACCCCAAUCAAGCGUUGGUGGACUAUGUACAUGUAAUUUCUGGCUCUGGUUUUCGUCUUGGCUUCAACCCAGAGUCUGUCUCCUUAAAACUGGCAAGUCAAAACAUGCGUACGGAAUUUCUUCAGCCUUCGGUAAUUGACCAGUAUCUCUGCACAGAACUUGAGAAAGGUUGCAUUGCUGGUCCCUUCUCAAUCUCUCCUUUACCAAACCUUCACAUCAGUCACUUUGAAAUAAUUGCAAAGAAAUACCAGCCCGGCAAAUAGCGGCUUAUUUUGUACUUCUCUAGUUCCCAAGGUCAUGGUGUCAAGGAGGGUAUUCCCAAAGACCCGUUUUUAGUUCAGUACAUGAAGGUUGACAAUAUCAUUGAAAGCAUCAUGACCCAUGGUCGGGAAACUCGUUUGGCUAAAUUUGCUGUAGAAAGUGCAUAUCAUAUCAUUCCUGUCCAUUCUCAUGACUGUUACCUAUUAGGCAUGAAAUGGCGGUGGGAAUACUUCAUCGAUUUGGCCCUACCCUUCAGUUUACGUUUUGCUCCUUUCAUAUUCUCUUCCUUUGCUGACCUGCUUGAGUGGAUUCUAAAACACAAUUAUGAAGUACAAUUUCUAUUUCAUUACUUGGAUGACUUCCAUACCUUGGGCCCUCCUGACUCUCCUGUCUGCCAACAAAACCUGGAUAUCUGUGUUUGUCUGUUUUCAGAGUGGGUUAUUUUUUCCUCCACCCUGGUAAGCUUGAGGGCCCUUCUACGUGCCUGACUGUCCUGGGCAUCGCGUUGGACUUGAUGGCCUAUGAGCUAGCCUCCCUCAGGAGAAGUUUGAUUGUACUGCUGCUCUUUUGGACACCUGCAGGUCUUCCAAACAGCACUGCAUGAGAAAGGAACUGGAAUAUCUAAUGGACUAUCUCCAACAUGCUUGUAAAGUGGCUCCACCAGGCUGGACAUUUUUGCGUCAAAUGAUUAAUUUGCCUUUCGGCGGGAUGACCACCCGAUCAGGCUGAACCAUAAGUUUCGUUUUGACCUUACCUGGUGGAGAGAAUUUUUCCAUUCCUGGGAUGGUUUCAGAUUUCUACUUUUAAUGCAGUGGGCACCUCUUCCUGACUUUCACAUCUCCUCAGAUGCUGCUGGUGUACAAGGUUAUGGGGCCAUUUUUAAUGGCCGGUGGUUUGUUGGUGAAUGCUCUGCUCAACAACCUUUGUCUAUUGCAUAAAAGGAAUUAGUAAAAUCCAACUAGUGGUAUCAAUGCUGCAUUCUGAUUGGUUGAGCUACUACUUGGCUAUAUGUUAUAGCCCACUAGUAACGAAAAGUGCGGGCUUUUGCGGCCGCAAAAAAGGAUUAAAGUCUAGCUCUAACUAGCUAAAAUUUUUUUAUUCUCAAUAUUUUUGAUCAACUAGUUGGAUUUUACUAAAAUAAUUAUUCCUCUCGCCCUUAUGGCCUCUGAGUCAAUAGUCCAUUCGGCCUUCGGCCUCAUGGGCUGUAGACUUGGAGCCCAUUCGGGCUCGAGGAAUAAUUGUUAAUUAUUAUUCCCAAUGGAGGUGGCCGCUCAUUUGUGGGCCGCAGGCCACUGUGGGGCCAUCUCUGGGUCUCAAAACGUGUUGAGUUUCGUCAUGGCUGUGGUCAGUGUCUUGCACUUGGGCACCUCCAAGGAUCCUAACAUGAUGGUUCUUUUUCGCCACCUGUCGCUAGUAACAGCUUGUCAUGCAGCCCUUAUUUUUCUGCCUGUCAUAUAGCGGGAGGGAAAUUCCAUUGCUGACUCGUUAUCUUGUUUUGAUUUUCAGCGCUUUCGUCUUCCUACACCUCAGGCUGCCCCUGUUGCAAAUCCAGUACCUCCAUCACUGCUAGCCCAGUAUCCUGUGGUUUGAUGGGAAAACAAGCCCUAGGAUUUCAUGGUGACGUUCGUUUCCGGUACUGUGUUGUUACCAUGAUCUUUAAAUAACGGAACCAAAAAAUAGUUUCCCAUUGACAUGUCCUGAUAUAUUCAGACUGAGAGAGAAAAAAAUACACAAAUAAGUACUUUUCCACUCAGGUUCACUCGACAGGUUCAUGCCUCUGCCCAGCACCAGUUUUGGGAAUUUUGGAACCAGGACGUAUUUUUCAGACAGUCGGAGUGGGCCUCCCCUGCCCGCCGGCAAACAAAUGUUGAUGCGCUUCUGUACCCACUUAGUGGAUCGCCUUCAUCAUUUAUCCAUCAAAGUCUAUUUAUCAGCAGUUCGCUCCUUACAUAUUUAUUGACUACGGCUUCUCUGACCCACUCCCUCAUUGAUUGUCUUCAACUCCAGCAUCUCCUUUGUGGGAUUAAACUCCACCAGGGUUCCAACUUGACCCACUGGGAGUCGGCCUCCCCUGCCCGCCAGCAAACAAAUGUUGAUGUGCUUCUGUACGCACCUAGUGGAUCGCCUUCAUCAUUCAUCCAUCAAAGUCUAUUAAUCAGCAGUUCGCCCCUUACAUAUUUAUUGACUACGGCUUCUCUGACCCACUCCCUAUUGUCUUCAACUCCAGCAUCUCCUUCAUGAGAUUAAACUCCACCAGGGUUCCAACUUGACCCAGCACCAGCUGGUGACAGUAGAUCUCAUGUCUGUUCUACAGAGGUCUCUGGAUCUCGCAAAUCCUGGCAACGUUUUUGAUCCUUCUCUGCAUUUGACUCUUGAUGACAUACAGGUUGAUGCCCCUUUGAAACCUAAAGGUGUGUGCUUGUUUAUCAAGUGCUCCAAGACAGACCCUGCGAAAGGGCUGCUUCGUCCUUCUUGGUCAUGGUUCCACCCCUCUAUGCCCUGUGGUUUCCUUGGUAAAUUACCCUCACCUUCAUGGACUGAGCCCUGGACCUCUAUUUCUUUAUCAAGAUAGCACUCCUCCUUCUAGAUCGAAGCUCUCUGCCUUCUUAAAAUCUACACUACAGUCAGCAGGUGUUCCUGGAAAUUUCUCUGGUCAUAGCUUUCCAGUUGGGGCUGCUACUACUGCUGCCAGCCGAGGAAUUCCUGACCAUCUUAAUAAAACUAUG
Molecule: messenger RNA, 5174 nt
Organism: Porites evermanni
Lineage: Eukaryota; Metazoa; Cnidaria; Anthozoa; Scleractinia; Poritidae
Source: the annotation of a GenBank genome assembly